Molecule: messenger RNA, 12556 nt
Organism: Paramecium pentaurelia
Lineage: Eukaryota; Ciliophora; Oligohymenophorea; Peniculida; Parameciidae
Source: the annotation of a GenBank genome assembly
AUGGGUUGUUGCGUGAGUGCAGCUAAUAAUAUUCAAGAACCUGAUAAUAGGAAUAAAAAGCCUAUAUAAAUUAAUCAUCCUUAAAUAUAAUAAGAAGAUAUUUAAAAUAUUGAAGUUAAUUAAGAGGAUAGGUCUUAAGAAUAAGAUAAAAGAAAAAGAAUGGUCUAAACUAAAAAUGAUAUACCUCCACCUUGUAAAUAUCCUAAACCUAAGAAAAAAGACAAUUUUGACGAGAUGCAAUUUGAAAACAAUUAAUAACCUAUCGAACCUUAAAAACCAAAAUUACCCAGGAAUGAAAAAUUACAGAAAUUAAUAAAUUAUGGAAAGGAGUAUGUUCAAUCAAUUCAUCAUAAUUCUGAAACUGACAUAUAAAUUAUAAAUGAAAUUGAAUAGAAAACUUUUUCGAAUUCACUAACAUUAGAAGAAUUGAAUGUAACAUAUUUUAAUAUUUUUUUAGGAUAUAUCAAAAAGUUAUGAUAAAUAAUUAAUUGAAAUCCUAUUUUUAAAAGGUUGUUUAGGAAUCACUAUGCUUGAACUUAUAUUAAUUCAUAUACAAACUUUCGAAAUUAUUACCCAUCUAUUAUUAGAGCAUUAAUUUUCUAUAAAUGAUGAUCUCUAUUAUGUUGCAAUAAGAAUUAUAAAUAAAAUUAAACCAUUAAGAAAAAAUGAUAACUAAGUUUAAUAAUCUAUUAAUUUUAUUAAAGCAAUCUAAAAUUCCAAUCAAAUUAGUUAAUUAAUAAUUAAUAAAGGGGCAGUUAUACUUUUUAAUAGAUUUUAAAAUUUUGACUCUGAAUUCAAUUUAAGAAAUCAUUUACAUAUUAAAUUAUUAGGUAUAAUAGUGAAAUUACUUAAACAUUUCUCAAUCAAUUCAACUCUUGAAUAAACAUAUUGUAAUGCAAAAAUUGAUUAUAAUUUUACUAAUUUAUCAAUACCAAAAUCUAUACCAAAAGGAGAUAGUAAUUAAGUAAAUUCUAGUAAAAUAGAAUUGAAACAUCUAAAAUUCAAUAUAUUUCAUUAGAUAGCCUUAAAUAAAGAAUGGAAACUAUUUAUAUAAUACUCUAAUAAUUAUUAUUAAGUGCCUGAUAUUUCUGGUAUUACUCCUUUUAUGAUAUUUAUGGAAAAGGCUCCUAUUAACAUAAUAUUAGAAUAUAUAUUGGAAUAUCCUUCUCAACUUAAAUAAGCUAUUAAGUAUUCAACAUAAUAAGGUAAGAAUAUUGUACAUUGUAUUUCUAUGAAUAAAAACAUUAAAGAAGAGAAUGAAUCUUUAAUUAUAAAUAUCUUAUCCCAAUUAUAAUAAUGUGGAUAGUAAGAAUAAUUGUUAGAAUAAUUACUUUAAUAACCAUAUAAUGAUUAAAUUCCUUUAAUUUCUUAUAUGGAUUCACAUAAAGUAGUUUUAAACACAGUUUGUGAGUAUUUAAGUCAAUUUAUUAAAAAAGAAUUUGAUUUUAACAAAUUGCAUAUCUAAGCUAUUGUUAAUUCACAUCAAAUAAAAAAAUAGAGAACUAAAGAUCUUAAAAAAAAUAAAUUAAAUUCUAGUUUAUAAGAGAAGUUCUUUAGUUUUUUAAAAAAAGGUAGAAAUUUAAUAAAAUAAUAUCCAUAGAAAAAAAUAAAUACUUAAUAUGAUUAUGUUUAUUUACACUAUAUUCAAUUAGUGAAAUAAGUAAUAAAAAAAGAUUUAAAAAUAAAAUUUGAUUGGAUUAAUAAUUUUAAUAUUUAUACAAGCUAUUUUCCUUAUGAAAUAGGUACCACAUAAUAGACAUUUAUGAAUAUUUUAUUAAGAAAUGGACAUUAAGAAUAAGUGAAAUAAAAUAUUAUUUAAGUGAUUUAAUUAAUUAAUUAAAAUUGUUAUAUAGAUGUUGAGACUCCUAAUGGAUUUUCCCUAAAAGCAUAAUUGUUAGCAUAAUUGAUAAGUUUAAAAAAAGAAUAAAAAUAGUAUCCAUAUUAGACAGUAUUUGAUAUGAUUGAUUCUAUAGUAAUUGAAUAAAUUAAUCAAAAUCCAAAAUUAUUAAUAACUUAAAUAUUUGGAAAUACAGAUUUUAAAUAAAUAGAACAUUAAACAAUAUAUUCAAUGUUAAUUUAAUUAAAGGAUUAAAAAUUAUUAGAAGGUUGUUUGACUGCAUAAUUAUUAUUUGAUAUAGAUUAAAAUACUAAAUAUGAAGUGUUACUUGCAGCUUUUGAAUUGAAAUAAUUGCAUUCUAAAGAUCAUUUGCUUAAGAAAAUAUUAGAUUCAAUUUAAAUUAGAGCUAAACUUAAAUUAUUUGGACUUAAGAAUAAAAAACACUUUUUUGAGAUUAGAUUAAAUGAUUUAUAAUAACCAAAAGAAGAUGAGAAAAAUUAUACUAUCAAUUUUUAAACAUUAAUUCAUCUUGAUCUAUAAGACUAUUUAUCAAAAAAAAAAAUCAUUUAAUAGAUUAUUUAAUAAGAUAAUAAUAAUAAGGAAGAAGAUUAAAUAUUAUAUUUUAGAGCAUAUUUAUCAUAUAACAAUCUUUUAAUAUUUAAUUAACAAUUAGAAUCCUAUAAAACCUUUAUAGAAAUGACAAAAUAGAAACCAUUUCUAUUUCUUAAUAAAUUUUGGUCUAUGAAAGAUAAAAUCAAUUUUCAUCCAGAAAUAUUAGUUGAAAAAGAUAUUAAAAAAUAUGUUAUUUUUUAUGAUUUAAAAGUAGAACAUUAUGAAUAAGCAUUUGAUUGGUAAAUUUAUGGAAUCACAGCAAAAAUUUUCAAUUCUACAAUUCCUAAUAAUAUUAAUUUAGAUAAAUUAAGUAAUAAACAAAAGGUUAUUAGAAAUUAAAUUAUAGAUAAAAUGUAUUUUGGAGAUGCUUUAGCUCGAUCAAAUAAAUUUAAUUAAGAAUUAUAAGGUUAUAUUUCAAGCUAUUCAUAUGCAAAAACUUAAAUAAAAUUUUAUCUAUAAAAAAUGAUAGAAGAAGAAGCCUUUAACAAUAUUGAAUAUUUAAGUAUUUAAUUUUAAUAUAGUUUAUAUAAUCUAAUAGCUAUAUUAGCCUAACAAUAAUUUUUAUUUGAAAUUGAUGGAAAAAGGUAAACCUAUACAUAGGAUAAUUAGAAUGUGAAAAAAUUUAAUUAAAUGUUAUCAAAAUUAUUAGAAUUAAAGAUUCCUUAAAAUGAAUAGAUUUAAUAAAAGUAUAACUUUUCAAAUAUUUUACCAUUGAUUUCACUUUAAAAUUGGUAAAAGUUAGAUUAAAAUACUAAAUAAUCUAUAUAUAUGACUAUUGAUUAGUAAUCUUUAAUUGUCUUAAUAUAUUAAACUUAAGAUUAAGAAUUAUUGCAAGUAAUAAUCAAAGAUAUUCUAUUAACUAGUCCAAUUCAAUAGGUUGAAUUUAUAAUUUAACAUUGUACUAAAUCAUUACCUAAAAAUUCUAAUAUAAUAAAAUUUAUUCUAGAUAUAGUAAUUAAGAUUGAAAAUAAAGAGGAAUCUACAAUUUAUUUAAUUGAAAAAUUAUUUGUGUCUUUAUUUUCACACUAAGAAAAUUUGGCUCUUAAAUAUUUGAAUUAAAUAUAGAUACAAAAAAAUAAAAUUUAUUAUCUUUAUGGAUAAGUUUUGAGAAAGAAUUAAUCAAAUAAAACAUUGAAUUAAUUAUUAUAUUAUUGUGAAAAUAAUUAAAUAGAUCUUGAUAAUUAAAUAUAUAAAACACCUUUAAAAUGUCCAGAAAAUUUAGAAACUUAUUAUAAGGCUUUAUCUAAACCAUAUUAUAUUGUCUUUACUUUAUCUCAAUAUUAAGAAUUUUAUAAAUAGAUACCUUUGACAAUGGAAUAAAAAAUUAAACAUAUAUAAUCAUUUCUGGAAAAUGGAUUAUAUGAAAAACUAUAAUUUAUACUUAAUUAAGGAGAUUUUAGUUUUGAAACAUAUAGUAAAGCAUAUUUUUAAAUGGUAAAGUACUUUUUAGAGGAGUAAUUAUCAAUCAAAUUUGAUAAUUAAGAAUUUAAUUAAGAUGAAGCAGAGGAAGUAGAUGAAAAUGGAAAUUAAAGUGUUAAUAAAAGAAAUAGAAUUUAAUUUUUUGAUCUUCAACCUAAUGAAUUAAAAUUUAAAAAGUUGAGAAAUAAAAAGACUAAUGUAGAAUUAAAAUAAGAAGCAUAAAAGAUUAUUGAAGAUUUUUGUAGACUCAAUAAUAUAAAUCUUUAUAAAAGAAUGUAUGUUAAAAAAGUACAUAAAAUAUAAUAAUAAUUAAAUUAUACACAAAAUUAAUGUGUUGGAAAUUAAACAUAAGAUAGAUCAGUUUUAUUUAUGAAUUCAGGUGGUUAAAAAACAGAUUAUCUAAAAUGUAUUGAAAUAGUAUAAAAAUAAUUUAAUCCAAAAAAAAUUAAAUCUAAAGAAAUUAUAGCAAAUUAUGAAUAUUAUUCAAACUUAUUAUAUCCCAAAAAUAAAAAAAUUGAAAAAUUUCAAGACAUAAUAAAAACAUUAUUAUAAGUAUUUCAAUAGAAUAGAUUUCCUAAUAGUUUUUUAUCAACAAGAGCACAAGGUUAUAUUGAUUUAUAUAAUGCUAAUGCUAAUUUAAAAUAAGCAGAAAUAGAAUUUGAAUUUCCUUAAAGAUUUACAUAAUUUUAGAAAUAAUUUUUCUUAGAAAUUUUAUUGAGUCUUAAAAAUGAGUCAUAAAAUGAAACUGCUAAUUUGAUUUUAAAUUAAUAGCAUGAAAAUAUGAGAUGUAUAAAAUUCUUGUAAAAAAAUUUAAGUGAAUUAGAAAAUAUAAGAUUCAAUAAUACAACAUUGUUUUAUGUAACUAAAUAAGUAGAGAUAUUAAAAAAUAAUUCAUAUCCUUUAGAAAUCUUUAAUAAUCAUAAUGAUUCUGAAAAUAUUAAAACAACAUUUUAUAAUUUAAAAUACACUUCAGCUGAAUUAACUAAGAAUUAAGUAUUUCUUAGAAAAGGUAGACAUGAUCAUAUAACAAAAUAAUAAUAAUUUUCAUAAAAUCAUUUAGUUGCUGCAAUUAUGAGUAAUAAUUAUAAUUCAAUUAUUUAUGCAUUGAAUCUUCAUGCAGAACCAGCUAAAUGUGGAUAAGCAAAUAACAUAUUUUAAAUUUUAAUAAUCUAACAAUGUGAAAAUAACAUUAUUAAAUAUUUCAAUUCAUUUGUUAAAGGAAAAGUAUAAGCUUAUGAAAAAUUAUUAUCAUUCAAUAACAUACCUAUUCUUUAUUAUGUAUUUUAUAAAAAAAUGGAAAAGGUUUUUAAAGAAUGUUUUCUUGCAUAUUUAACAAAUUUGAUAGGUAAAUAAAAAACUAAUGAUAUAAUUAAAAAUCAAUUAUAAUUAACUUCAAAUUUAACUGAAUAUAAGAUCUAUUAAAUUGCUUUAAUAAAUAAAUGUUAUUUUAUUUUAAAUUAUUUGGAUGGAAUCAUAACUUAAGAUGAUUUAUAACUUAUAACUUCACCAUAUAUUUUGAAAUUUUAGACUCCUCCUUAAAAUUUAGAAGAAAAUUCAAAAGAAUAAUAAUUUUAUAAAAAAUAUUUUGACCAUUUAUAAUUGGCAUAAUAAGAAUUAUAUUGGAUUUAAUUUGAUAAGGUUAAGUAAAAAGGAAAAGAAUAAAAUAAGAAUAAAGAAGAAGGGGAAAAUAAGAAAAAGAAAAAGAAAAAGAAGAAUAAAUAGUUGAAUAAGAAUUCUCUUAUAAAAUAGAAAUCUAAAUUUAAUCAAUCAAAAAGUCUUUACAUUAAAGAUAAAUAAUUAAAUGAAUUAAUUUUAUUUGAAUAAGCUUGUCUUAAUUCAAUAUUUAAAUUAUAAGCUCAUAUUGAUCUUAAAAAUAAAAUGUUAUCUUUAGCAUUAAGUGAUAAUAAAUGGGAAUGUUUGGAAAAACACAAAUAUCCAGAAAAUAUGUUAAUCUAAUUAAUUGUUGAAUAUAAAACAAAAAAUUAUAUCUAAAAUUUAGAUUAAAAUUUACUUCAAAAUAUAUUAAAAAAUUGUCUCCAAUACUAAAUAUCUCAUAAUAAUUUGAUUAUUGAACUUUGUCAAAUAAAUCCUCAAUUACUUCUAAAAGUGAUAUAAACAAUACAAGUUACUUUAGAAAUAGCAGUGAUUUUAUAUGCUAAAUUAAAGGAUACUCCUGAAUUAGACAAUUUUUUAAAUUAUCAUUCGAAAAUGUACACCGAUUAUUUAAGAAUUCCAUAAAAUGGUGCACCUAUGGAACAUGAAGUUAUUGAAUAAGAAGAGGAACAUCCUAUACCAUUAGAAUAUAUGAAGCCAUCUGUUGCAUAUGUAUUAAUGUUAUUAAAAAGCAUAAAAUAAGACAACUAUAAUCCUAAUCUAUUAAAAUAGUAAUGUAUAUCAACUCUAUUAUUUUAAAGAACUUAAGAUUUACUAAAAUAACAAUUAAAUUAAUAAAGUAUAUCAUAACUAAAAUUUUCAAAUAAUACCUUACAAUUUUUGAAAGAUUUCUCAUAAGUCACUUUAAAUAUUGAGAAGGAUAACUUUUUUGAAAGUCUAAAUUCUGAAGAAAAUCUUCUUGAAAUUUCAAUUCUAAAAAGCAUUAUAUAAAUAAAAUAAAUUGAAGCUAUUGUUGAUAAUUUUAAGGCAUAAUGUUAAUGGUAAGGUUAUUUAAAGGAAAAAAAGUAUGAAAAAUAAAGAAAGGAUAAAUUUUAAAUUUAUUUUGGUGAUGGAGAAAUUAAAAUUUUUUAGGAGAGUUUUUAAAUUUAUUUGACAUUUGAAAACAAUUAAUUCUCUUUAAAUUAAAAUAAAAUUGAUAAAAUUUUAGAUAUCCUAAAAUCAUAAGCACACUAAAAAUAAUUAGAUGAAUAACCUGUAUUGAUGGAAGAUAUAUUAUAGUUUAGUAUUGUAAAUAAGAAAAUGAUUAAUUUAAAUAAAUUUGAUUUAAGUAUUUUGAGUUCAUUAGAUUUUGAGAAUUUAUCUUAUCAAAAUUGUAUAGAUUAAAUAUUAGAUUUGACAAAAGCUUAAGUAAAAUGUGGAUAAUAUGAAAUUGAUGAUUUAUUUGCACCUCAUCAACAUGAAUAAAUAAGACAACCUGAAUUGACAUAAUAAAUUUCUGUCUAAUAACCAGUAUUAUAAAGGUAACAAUCUUCAUAAACUGGAUAAUCUUUUGGAGCCUUAAGUUUAUCAAAAUAAGCUUCCACAAGUUAAAGAUAGAAAUUAAGAGAGGAUUUUUAAUUCAUGUUAGAACUUUUACCUGAUAACACAUAUUAAGUGAGAUAGAGACAUAAAAAGUAAAAUCAAAAGGAAAUUAUCUUUUCAGAAUUCUAUUAAUUCUAAUAACCAAAUGUUAAAUUAAAUUUAAUUAAACUAAGUUAAAGUGAAUUCAUUUAAUAAUAUAAUUGUAGAAAAAUAAUAUCAAUUGUAGUUUAAGAUCUUUAUAAAUAUAAUGAAUAUUUAGGUAAUUUGAUUGAAGGAUAAACACAAUAAGAUCAAUGGAUUGUUGAUUUUCCAUUCUAUAUUAUGAAUAAUUCAAUCAAGUUUUCAAAAUGUCUAUUUACAACCUAUAAUAUUCAAUGCAUUUUUAAUAAACUUUUUAAUUUUAUUGAAAAAGUAAGAACUUACUCUUCAAUUGACAAAAAAGAUAAUAAGAAAUUGAUAUGGAGAAUUAAUGCAACUUCAUUUUUAGAAGUCUUUAUAAGUAAAUUAAUUGAUUUGCAGAAUUAAAAAUGUCUAAAUGAUGAAAUAUAUUCAUUAAUAGAUGCAUUAUUGGAAUGGAAUAGUUUGAUAAUGAUUUUCAAUACAUUAAUAUAUCACAAUUUGGAAUAAGCUUAAUAAGUAUUAAAAGUAAUAAGAGGUGUUUAUGUUGAAUUUAAUGAAAUCUCUGAUUUGUCUUAAUAGAAUUGUUAAUUUGUAGAUACAAAUAAUAUUUUUGAUAAAACAUUUUUAUUUGGGAAUACUACAUAUUUACUUUAAAAUUAGAUAUUAAUUAUAAGAUUAAAUGUUAAAAUAGAAUCAAAUAAUUAAUAAAUAAUAUAAGUAAAAAAUAAUCUAAUUUUACCAGAUACUAGAAUUUAAUUGUAUUACAAUAAUAUCCUAAAUAUUUAUGAUUUUUUUAAUUAGAUUUUUAGUUCUGAUUAACUUGUAUAGUUUAUUUUUAAUAAAUUAGAAGUUGAUAGAUGUUUACUUAAUUUUUCUAAUAAAAUAAGUUAAAUCAUAAAUAAAACAGUAACAUUAUCAGUGGAUCAUUCCUAAUUAAUAUAUAUAUUUUCAGGAGAGAUUUUGAGAGCUAUGACUAUAAAAAAUAAUGAAAUUAGAUUAAAAGAAUUUGAGAGUAUUUGGUAUAUCUUAAAUUAACUUUAUAACUAUUUUACAAGAGAUUUAUAUGAUUAUUUGGUAAAUUAAUUCAUUACUGAAAAAUUUAACUCUAUGUUUUAUAUAAGAUUUCAUUGUCUUUUGAAUUCUAUUAAAUAUAAUAAAAAUUUGAAUGAAAUUUUGAAUUCAAAUACUAGAUAAUUAUUUAAAUCUAAAGGAGGUUUUGUAAUAGAGAAAGUUUGUAACUUAAAUAAAUAAAUAACCUAAAAAUUAUAUUUUAGAUUUGGUUUUUAAUUGACUAUUUCAUUUUAUAUUAGUAAUUGUAAAUUAGGUGAUAUUUGUGCAGUAUGUUAUUAUGAUAAUUCUAAAUUAAAUUUAACAUAUGGAUAAUUAGUAUGCAAUACAAAACCAGGAUGUUUAAUAUUUCAUAAUUUAACAGAAAAUGAAGCUAAAAGUUAAUAAGAGAUUGUUAGAUUGUAAUAAGUAUACCUAAGAGGAACAAAUGUAUAAAAUUAAUUGUCAAUUAAUUUAGAGGAUCUUCAUUCAAUUGUAUUAUUUUAAUCUAAUUGGCCUAAUGAUCCCUUAUUUAAUAAUUGUAUUUUGAAUUUAUUUAUAACUGAUUUUGAACAAGAUUUAUUUAUUUGCAAUGAGAAAAAUUUCAUAAAGACUAUGAUUGAGAUAUAAAAUGAAGUAGAUGAAAAUGUUAAAUAGGAUAGAUUAGAUAGUUUAUUUGGAGUAGGUUUAGCAUCAUCUUAUAGUGAUAUUACUGUAACAUAAAUGACACCUACUUUUGUAGAUUAAAUCAACUUUGAUUUUAUUUCAAUAAAUUCUUUAAAAAAAUAAUAAUCAGUUAUAUAACCAAAUACUGUUUUUGUAAGAAUAAAUGAAGAUAAAUUUGUAUUAGAUCCUGUACCAACAUAACCUAUAAAUACAGCAUGCUAUUUUGAAUCAAAUUUAAAGAGUUAUAAAUUAUAAGGGAAACUUAAUAAUUUUUUAAAAUAACAUGAAGAAUUUAGUGAGGUAUAUUUAAUAUUUGAUGAUGAACUUGAUCAUUUUUAAAAUAAAGUAUCUGACUUAAUAAUAGCAUAAAAUUCAGGUAUAUUAAGUUUCAUAAAAGGUUAUGAAUAAUUUAUUUAAAAUUAAAAUCAAAGUUCUAUUAAUAGUUCUUUAUAAAUGUUUUUUACAGUUUAAUCAAUUUCAUAAAUUAAAAUUGACAUUAUUAAAAAUUUGAUUGCUUAAGUUGAGAUUAUUUUUAUUCCUUUAAAACAAGAAUGUGAAAGUUUAAUUAAAAUUAAUAAUCAAAAACUUUAAAUAUACAAUUUAAUAGGAGAAACUUAAAUUAUUUGUCCAGAAAUUGAUGAAGUUACAAAUUUCUUUUAUAAUCUCAUUAUAAACUUUAAAGAUCAUUAUUUAGAGCCAUAAAUAUUAAAUGAUAAUCAAAUAUAAAUUACUUAUAAUAAAUUACCUGAUAUAGAAUAUAGAAAAAUAUUUGUAGAUAUUAUUUUGAUUGUUUAAUAUUUGCAUAAACUUUUAUGUAUUAUGGAUAAAGAAAAUCAAAUCAAAGUGAUUAGUAUAUAUCAUUCUGAUGAAAUAAUUACUCAUAAUAAAUAAUCAUUUUACUAAUUUGUAGAUGAUAUGAUAAUAAUUAAUUAUUGUAAAUACUUUGAUUUUAGUUUUACAAAUUUCAUAUUAGAUUAUUUUAACAGAAAAUAAAUCAAUUAAACAUACAAAUUAGAAUAAAAUGUCACUUAUUCUGGUCAAUAAAUACUCUAAAAACCAUUAAAAUUAAUACCUAAAGAAAUAUUUUCUGGUUUAAAUUAAUGUGAUUAAAUAGAAUUGUUAUCAAUAAUAGAUAUGAAUAUAGUAAUAAAAAAUUAAGAAUAAGCAGAUCCAUUAGAAUUUAAAGAAUUGAUAUUAAUACCAAUAAUAAAUGGUAUUUAUAUAAAAUUAUUCUAUUUAAAAAGUUUUCAACAUCCAUUGCUUACUAAAUAUAAUAAUCAAAAAUAGAUCUAAUUUUAAGUAGGAGAGGAAAUACAAUUUCUAUUACAUCCUGUUCAUCCUUAACUUGCCUUAGAUUAAUAAAUAUAAAAAGUGAAGAUCAUUGUUAGUUAAGGAAAAUUAGAACAAAAAAAAUAUACACUUAGUUAAUUACUAUGUAAGAAUUCAGAAUAAGAAAGUUUAAUGGCAACAGGAUUAUUUUUAAGUAAUAAUUUCAUGCUUGUAACAAUGAGAAGUGAGUCUCGAUUAAAAAUUACUAUUUAAUCUAGUUCAUCAAUAACUUUAUCUUAAAAAAAUUAUUAAUUUUCAAAAUAAUUAAAAUUUGAGUAUUAGAUUCAAAGUGUCUAAGAUUUAGAAAAGACAAUUCAUGUUUUAGUUUCACAUGGUUCAAAAAUUAUAUAAGUAGAACAUGAAAAAGAUGAUCAUGCAACAUAUGGUAAAGGUAAUAAAUAGAUGAUGAAAAUUCUUUAGAGAGAAGUAAAGAAAAAUAAUAAAGAAAACAAUAUCUAUUAGUAAAUGGAAUCUACAACUCAUUCUAAAGAAUUAUAGAGUGGAAAUACAAUAAAUAUUAUUAGUAAUUAAGAUAUAGCUGUAGCUACAAGAGCAGGAAUAUAGAGAAAGGAUUAUAUUGAAUUUAGAGAUUCAAAUUGUAAUGUUGUUGAAUAAUUUACUUUUGAGAAAGUUACUUUUGUUCAUUCUAUAUUUUAUUAAAUUUAAUAUGUGCCAGAUACUGAAAGAGUAGAGGAAGGAUUGAGUAUAAUUUGGACUCCAACUUUCAAAGGAAUAUAUCAUUUAUUUAUAGACAAUGUUAAAAUUGAUGGUCGAUUUAUUGUAUUAGCUAAUUUACCAGAUUUAGAAAAAUCAACUAUAGAAAUAUAAGAUAAUUUAGAAGUAAUACCUUUUUCUGAAAAAAUAUAAAUAUCCUUUUAUUUGAAAGAUAAGUUUGAUAAUUGCUAUAGUGAAAUUGAAAAUCAAAUAUUCUCUGAAUCUAAUUGCAAUAUCAAAUAAGUAUCAGGUGAUAAAUCAAAAUUAAAUUUGACUUUCAAUAAUUUAACAAAAUUUGGUUGUUUGAAUGCUCAUAUUAUAUUUGAUCCUAUUGAAAUUUUAGUUUUAGAAGAUACAACUGCAAUUGAAUUUUUUAUAAAUAAUUAAUUAAAGAAAAGUAAUAUAUCAUUAUUAUAUUUAGGUUAAAUAUGGAAACUUUCUGGUUUAGGAUUAGAAAAAAGAAGAUAAAGAUUCCAUCAAGAUAUUAGUUAAGUAUGGAAACCAACAAGUUUUAAUUUGAAUAUCAGUAGAGUUAAUUUCUUGGAAGAUUUAUUGGAAUUAGCUGAAAAAAAACUCAAUUAUCAAUUUAGCAUUAAAUUUACUAAUGAACCAGGUAUUGAUGCAGGUGGAUUAAAGAGAGAAUUUUAUGAUAUGAUUGGUAAUACACUCAAAGAUGAAAAUUAUAAAUUUUUCUCUCCAGUUUCUUCUAAUCAAAGCAAAUACUUUUUGCAUCCAAAAUUCAAUAAACAAAAGAAUAAAGAACGAUAUGCACUAUUAUUUGGAAAAGUAAUUAUUUCUUAUAAAAUAAGUUAAUUGCUAAUGCCAUAUGUAAUUCUUAUCUUAUAGGAAUUGAUAUCAUAGCACCUUUCUGGAAGGUAGUAUUUGAUGAAAAAAUUGUUUUUACAGAUCUAAGUCUAAUCUGGGAUAAGGAUACUUAUAAUAAUUAUGAGAAAUUAAAAACACUUAGUGAAGAAGAUCUAGAAUCUGUUUGUCUUGUAUUCACAUAUUCAACAGGAAAUACUGAAGCAGAAUUGAUUAUCAAAGGAUCACAAACUAAUGUAACUAAGAAAAAUUUAGAAUUGUAUCUUAAUAAAACUGCAGAAUAUGUUAUUUAUAAACAGUUUGACAAAAUAUAUAAAGCUUUUAUAGAAGGAUUUUCAUCAGUAUUAGACAUAUCAGUAUCAUAUUAUAAAUAAAAUUAAGGUAUGUUAAAAAUGGUUAAUGCCUGGAGAGAUGUCACUAUUGACUUAAGGAUUGUUAGAGAUUAAGUCAGAAAUUCUUCUACAGAAAUUCAACUUUACUGGAGGAAAACCAUAACAUAAAUCAUACUUUGAGACUUAUGUUAGUCAAGCAUCUCCUGAGACAUUAAAGAAUAUGUUAAAAUUCAUAACAGGUAUUUAAAAUAAUAAUUUAAUAGGUUCAUCCUCUAUUCCAUUUGAUCAAAGUUCUUAUUUGAUUAAUGUCAGAUUUGAAUCAGGCCUCUCAGAUAGAAAGUUGCCAUUAAGUCAUACAUGUUUCAAGUCCAUAGAAGUGCCUCUUUACAAAAGUUUUGCUGAACUCAAAUAGAAAUUAGAUAUAGCAUUUACUAUUGGAUUCGAAGGAUAUGGAUUUGGUUGA